Linderina pennispora is the source of this 2523-nucleotide messenger RNA. Its product is annotated as WD40 repeat-like protein. The transcript is spliced from 2 exons. The record is from RefSeq and is a predicted model, not a curated record. Gene Ontology annotation, molecular function: U3 snoRNA binding; protein binding. Bases 43 to 2523 code for a protein of 826 amino acids. Gene Ontology annotation, biological process: endonucleolytic cleavage to generate mature 5'-end of SSU-rRNA from (SSU-rRNA, 5.8S rRNA, LSU-rRNA); endonucleolytic cleavage in 5'-ETS of tricistronic rRNA transcript (SSU-rRNA, 5.8S rRNA, LSU-rRNA). Gene Ontology annotation, cellular component: small-subunit processome; 90S preribosome; nucleolus. NCBI's taxonomy places the organism in Eukaryota, Fungi, Kickxellomycota, Kickxellomycetes, Kickxellales, Kickxellaceae.
CGCAUUCUUCAUUUCGACCGUUUUCUAUAUACAGCAUACACGAUGCCCGGAGAGAAGGAAAAGGUGGUGGCCAAGAGCUGCUUUGACUGCGUCAAGUCAAUCGAGUCCGUGUACACAGGCGGUCGUGUGGUGAUCAACCAGGCUGAAACGCAGCUGUUCACGACAUGUAACGAAGACAUCGAGGUGCUCGAUCUGGCCACUGGUAGCAAGCAGGCGGAGCUCAAGGGGGACACGGAGAUUGUGACCUCAUUUGCCGUGACGCCCGACAGCACGUACUUGGUAUCUGCCAGCCGCAGCCUUCAGAUCACGAUCUGGGAUUUGGCGACGUUCAAGCCUGCGCGCAACUUCAAGGCGCACGAGGCACCUGUGAUAUCGAUGGACAUCGAUGCAACAUCGACACUGGUGGCUACUGGUUCCGCAGACAGCACUGUGAAGGUGUGGGAUAUUGCGCGCGGGUACUGCACACAUAACUUCAAGGGCCAUGGCGGUCUGGUGACUGCCGUCAAGUUCCACCCGAACAAGGAGCGCUUGUGCCUGGUCACGGCCAGCGACGACGGCAUGGUGCGCGUAUGGAACCUGAAGACACGCAAGUGCGAGUCUGUGCUCGAGUCGCAUGUCAGUGUUGUCAAAUCUAUCGAUUUCACGCCUGACGGCUCUGUCAUGGUGACUGGUGGCCGCGAUAGCGUCGUGAAUGUGUGGAACUGGGAACGCCGCUCGCUGAUCCGCACAAUCCCGGUCUACGAGACUGUUGAGGCUGCCGGCCUCUUGCUGCCCGAUACUGACCCCAAGGUCGCUGACACACAUCCGCAGCACAUCAUCUACAGCGCUGGCGAGAAGGGCGCUUUGCGACUGUGGGAUAUGGACACUGGCAAGGAAAUCUUUGUCCAGCAAAAGGAGCUGAAUGCCAAGCACGCCUUUGUUGAUGCCCUGUACCUGCCGCGUGCGCAGCACAUUGUCGGCGUCACCAACGACCAGAAUCUGCUGUUCUACGAUGCCUGCGAUAAGCUCGUGCGCGCGCGCCAGAUUGUUGGAUACAAUGAGGAGAUCAUCGACUUGGCUUACGUUGGCAGCGCACAGACACACUUGGCAGUGGCCACCAACACCGAGCAGCUGCGCGUCUACAACACCGAUAACCUCAACUGCGAGCUGGCGUACGGCCACAAGGACAUCAUCCUGUGUCUCGAUGCGCACCGCAAUGGCCGGAUCGUGGCCACAGGCUCCAAGGACAACACGGCUCUGAUUUGGGCCGUCAACAUGGAUAUGCCAGCAAACCAGCGCAUCACCUGCAUCGCCAUUGCUGUCGGCCACACAGAGGCCGUUGGCGCCGUGUGCCUUGCCCUGGCGGACGACUGUCCGUUCAUGAUCUCCGGCAGCCAGGACCGCACGGUCAAGAUGUGGGACCUGUCACCGCUGCCACUGGAGGCGGUGCGCGAGUCAGGUCCGAUCAAGCUGCGCUCGCAGUACACGUUCCAGGCGCAUGAGAAGGACAUCAACUCUAUCUGCCUUGCGCCUGGCGACAAAAUGUUCGCCACUGGCUCGCAGGACAAGACCGCCAAGGUCUGGGACACUGCGACCGGCAAGCCCCUGGGCACCCUGCAGGGGCACAAGCGCGGUGUCUGGAAUGUUGCGUUUUCGCCUGUUGACCGCGUGAUUGCGACGACUUCGGGCGACCGCACAGUCAAGCUCUGGGCGCUUUCUGAUUACAGCUGCCUGAAGACACUUGAGGGCCACACGAAUUCGGUCCUCAGUGUUGAGUUCAUGACCAGCGGCACCCAGCUGAUGACGUCGGGCUCUGAUGGUCUGCUGAAGCUCUGGAACAUCAAGGACUCUGAGUGUGUUCUGACGCUCGACAAGCACGAAGACAAGAUCUGGACUCUGGCCAAGCAAAGCGACGAAAAGUUUGUGGCCUCGGGUGGUGCUGACUCGACUAUUUAUAUCUGGCAAGACACGACGCAGAGCGAGAUCAACCGGCUGCACAAGGAGGAGGCAGAGAUGAUUGAGAAGCAGCAGGCGCUUGACAACUUCCUGGUCGCCAAGGACUACCGCAAUGCAAUCACUCUGGCACUGUCGCUGGAUCAGCCGCAUCGCCUGCUGCGUAUCUUCAGCGACCUGAUGAUGUCUGUCGAGCAUCGUGACACCACUGACGACGCCGAGGGCGCCGAUGACUCUGAGAGCUCGGCCAUCCUGGGCUCCCUGGCCGUCGAUGAGGUUGUGGCCACGCUGGCACCCGACCAGCUCAACCGCCUGCUGGGAUAUGUAAAGAACUGGAACACGAACGGGAAGUUUUCUAAUGUUGCCCAGGCUGUGCUGUACUGCAUCCUGUCAAACUACACGACGCAGACUGUGCUGGAGCUGCCGGCCGCCAAGGAUCUGAUUUCAGCCCUGCUGCCGUACUCGGAGCGGCACUAUGCCCGUCUCGAUAACCUGCUCACUGACUCUUUCAUUGUCGACUACACGCUGCACGCCAUGGACUCGCUCAGCCUGAUUGCCGGGGAUAUCGACGACAGCGAGGAGGAGGAGUAA